CGCUUCCUGUCAGGUUCAGGAAGAGGCCUUGAGGAGGCCCAGGGUGUGUCCCGCCCCCACUCUCCUCCAAGGACAGAAAACUGAGAUGGCUGCCGUGGGUUGUGUGUUCCGCAGCGGCUUGCGAGGCGCCCUGGCUCUGCCGACGCAGCAGCGGGCCUGGAUCUCUGGCUCCAACGACCAGCGGUCCGACAGCGGGUCUAUCCGUGAGGCUGGUGGCGCCUUUGCUAAAAGGGAAGCGGCCGAGGAGGCGCGCUACUUCAGGAAGAGAGAGAAUGAAGCUCUGGCAAACCUGAAGAAACACCAUGAAGAGGAAAUAAGUAUCCACAAGAAAGAAAUAGAGCGUUUGCAGAAGGAAAUUGAACGCCAUAAGUCAAAGAUCAAGAAGCUCCAUCAUGAUGAUGAUUAAGUAGCUGCUUGCCCUGUUGGUGCAUUGUAUGUUGGCAAUUGCUUUGAAAAUGGUUGGCGACUUCCAUGAUCUUGCUCUUAUCAGUGUGAGAAUUGUGAAAUAAAUCAUUCACGUCUUGAUCGUAAAA
This is a messenger RNA of Hemicordylus capensis (graceful crag lizard), 533 nucleotides long. It is a transcript of the gene ATP5IF1, whose product is annotated as ATP synthase inhibitory factor subunit 1. Bases 86 to 406 code for a protein of 106 amino acids. Gene Ontology annotation, biological process: negative regulation of ATP-dependent activity. Lineage: Eukaryota; Metazoa; Chordata; Lepidosauria; Squamata; Cordylidae. The record is from RefSeq and is a predicted model, not a curated record. The transcript is spliced from 3 exons. Gene Ontology annotation, molecular function: ATPase inhibitor activity. Gene Ontology annotation, cellular component: mitochondrion.